AGCAGUAUGUCAUGUCCACGUUCAAAAGGAACCCGCUGGAGCAGGCCUUCCGAACACCCAACACUCACUUGACAUCCAACUACUUGAUAAACCAGUACUGGGUAACUGUCAGUCACAAGGCACCGGCCAUACUCUACGACCUGUACAUGAGGCUUACGGGGAGAAAGCCCAGAAUGAUGAAGAUUAUCAAUCGACUGCACAAGUCUAUGAUGCUUCUGCAGUAUUUCUCCACCCAGUCCUGGGAUUGGUCUUCAGAUAAUAUGAAUAUGUUAAUGAGUCACCUUAACACAGAGGACAAAAAGUUGUACAAUUUUGACGUUCGUCAGCUGCACUGGUCAGAAUACAUUGAAAGCUACUGCCUAGGUGCUAAGAAGUACUUGCUAAAUGAAGACAUGGCUGGCAUUCCAGCAGCAAAGCAGCACUUACGAAAGCUGAGGAAUAUCCGAUAUGCAUUCAACACCACCCUCCUUGUGAUCAUCUGGCGCAUUUUCAUUGCAAGGUCACAGAUGGCUCGAAACAUCUGGUACUUUGUGGUGAGCCUCUGCUACAAGUUUCUCUCCUACUUCAGGGCAUCCAGCACCCUCAGGCACUGAAGCUGUCCAUCAGCAACCAGCCUCUUCCAGAAGGACCUCCAUCUCCUCUAAUCAGCAACUAUGGGCAUCGGGGUCUGAAAGUAGCAGAAAAAUCCACUCCCUCCAA
This is a messenger RNA of Leptosomus discolor (cuckoo roller), 699 nucleotides long. NCBI's taxonomy places the organism in Eukaryota, Metazoa, Chordata, Aves, Leptosomiformes, Leptosomidae. The record is from RefSeq and is a predicted model, not a curated record.